Messenger RNA from Aureobasidium subglaciale EXF-2481, 3138 nucleotides. RefSeq lists its product as uncharacterized. The coding region runs from base 41 to 2926 and encodes 961 amino acids. NCBI's taxonomy places the organism in Eukaryota, Fungi, Ascomycota, Dothideomycetes, Dothideales, Saccotheciaceae. Gene Ontology annotation, molecular function: ATP binding; ATP-dependent chromatin remodeler activity. The record is from RefSeq and is a predicted model, not a curated record. The transcript is spliced from 3 exons.
GACAGUCCUCUAUCCAUAUCAGCGCCGAUCUGCUGGUCAAAUGUUUCAGAGGGAGUGUGAAGAACGACUCGAACUCGAUCCUCGACUCGAAGAACGAACGGCGCUUGAUGGCACGACUUAUUACUAUGCACCCUGGGAGGUCUCCUUCCUUCGAGGCCCGCGGUACUAUGAGUCUUGUAAAGGGGGGAUCUUAGCCGAGACCAUGGGGUUGGGCAAGACUGUGAUCUGCAUAACUCUGAUCUUGACGACUCGUGGCUAUCUUCCUUGCACGCCUGCCCAAUAUGAUCGAGUGACCGUCCGACCAAAAGUUGCUACCCUGGUGGAAACAGCUAUAUCGGCCAUCAACCGACAUUCGGCCCCUUGGCGAUCUUUCUUUGAAAAGCACGAAGAAAUCACUGGAGAACACAUGGGGAAUUGCAUCAACCUUAUGCAAAAGAACCUACCGUCCUACGAAGUGCCUGUCGAACCGAUUCGUUGGAAUCGAAAUACCAGCACACCAUCACCAAAGAGACUUACACUCACCGCCACGACUCUUGUUGUUGUACCGAGAAACUUGCUGUCUCAAUGGAAACUGGAGCUUGAGAAGCACACGACAGGAAUCUUGAACAUCUUGAUCAUGGAUGAUAACCGAGUCGUUUUGCCUCCGGCCGAGACGUUGGCGACAUUCGAUCUCGUCAUCUUCAGCAGGCCUCGAUUCGAGUACGAGGACAGAGACGGCGCAGAUAGGAUAGGCCGCCGCAUGUCAAGGUACCCUGUAAAAUGCAACUGUCCGUAUAUUGGAGCUACGAGAACGCGAGAUUGCGUCUGUAUAACUUCCGAUGACUUAUAUGUCUCACCACUCAAAGCCUUGCACUUCCUCCGGAUCAUCAUCGACGAAGGGCAUGGGAUGGCCGCGGAGAACACCCGAAUCGCGAGCGUCGCGAGCAAACUGGUCGAGGCCUCUCACCGGUGGGUAGUAAGCGGCACUCCGGCGAAAGACCUCGUUGGCGUGGAGAUGGACCUGAUUGGACCUACCUCUCAUUCAGGCACGCCAAUUCCUGUCGAUGACACCAAUUCUGAGUAUGGUUCUGGCUCCGGCUCCGGUUCUGGCAAUAACGACGCAGAAUCACUUCGCCGCCAUACUCUACUCAAUCAACGAAAGACAUUCAAUGCGAAAGAUGAGAGACAUGGAGCUGUUCGCAGUAUAGGUUUACUGGCGAGCAACUUUUUGAAUAUCAGACCAUGGUGCUCUGGUGAUGACGAACGCGCAGCCGACUGGACAGAUCACUUCUUCCGACAUGAGAUGCUACGGCCUCGAACACGCACGUUCUCUGGUUUCGCAAAAUGUCUGCGUCGAACUCUGGAAUCAAUCGUCAUCAGGACACAGCCUUCAGAUGUCGAGCGCGACAUUGAGCUUCCUCCCCUAUCGCACGAAAUUAUCCGACUGGAACCAUCGUUCUAUGACAAGCUGACAGUGAAUGCUUUCAUAUUUGUGUUGACCGCCAAUGCUAUCACUAGCGAGAGGACAGAUAUCGAUUAUAUCUUCCACAAGAGCAGCGGCAAAGCUCGCACUCAGCUGUUGAACAAUCUCCGCGCAAGCGCCUUCUAUUGGACCGGUUUCAGUGCCUCCGACAUGGAAGCUGCUAUUAAGCAAAGUCAACACUAUAUCGAAAAGCAAGACAAGCUAUGCUCCAAAGAGGACGAGGAGCUACUCAAACAUUGUAUGAAUCAAGCAAAAGUCAUGGUGGAUUCACGAGGCUGGAGAGCGCUCACUCAAAGUCAUGAAGUCGGACUAUUUGUGGAAAACUGGCCGGGUGAAACUAAAAGAUUCUGGUCGUUUGACAAACCCAAGAUUUCGCCCAUGCUCUGCGGCGCAACACAGCUUAUACAGGCCCAAAAUCAUGUCAAUGGUCAAGCGCAUGCCCCCGAUCCAACAGAAGGCCUCGCUGGAGCCGGCAUACGUGCUCUGUCUAUCCUGCACCCGCAGUCCGUAGAUGGAAAACUACCUGUGCUAGUUAAGGCAGGUAUCCCGUCAUCUUCCAUCGCUAUCAACCAAGUAGGGAAUAGGCGCGAGAUCCGAGCGAAGACGUCGGCCGUUAAACACCCCGGACCGCCUCAACAAAGAGAGUCGUCGACUGUCGAUGUAACGUCCGAGGGUGUGGAAGAGGUCGAACUGCCUCCUGAUUCUGCACUUCGUAAAACCAAUAUCGUUGGUACCACAUCAGCAAAACUAAGCUAUCUCCUUUCAAGAAUUGAAGAAUUCUACCAGGACGAGAAAGUAUUGGUGUUCUACGAUAGUGAUAAUACGGCCUACUACAUCGCGCAGGCCCUGGAGGUACUGCACAUCGACUAUUUGAUUUAUGCUAAAUCUCUUACCCCAGCACUAAAGUCAGAGUACGUCGUGCGGUUCAACCAAAACCCCGAGCAUCGCGUGCUACUCAUGGAUAUCAAUCAAGCCGCAUACGGCUUGAACUUCCCGUCGGCAUCAAGAGUUUUCUUCAUCAAUCCGGUCAACAGACCUCAUAUAGAAGCUCAAGCACUAAAACGUGCUCACCGCAUCGGUCAAACUCGCAAAGUCCACGCCGAGACUCUGAUCCUAAAAGGCACCAUCGAGGAAAGGAUCUUCGAAAGAGCAAGGACCAUGAGUCGCAUGGAGCACAAAAAUGCAAAAGAACUUGAGGACGAUGGUGGAGUACGUGAUAUCAUACAGACAGCGCAACCAUUGCGUGUCGGUGAACCGAAUGGAGUUGCUCGAGUUGCGUUUAUACAGAAGGCGCAGCCGCUGUUCGCAAGGGCGGGGUGGGUGAAAUGGAAGAUGGCCGCUUUAGAAAAUUCAAAGUCGAAUGGCAAAACCAAGACGCACAAGAGCAGCGGUAAGAGGCGAGCGGACGAUGUUGAUGAUAGAGGAUCCCGCAAAAAGAGGUCCAAGAGCAAAGGCACCAAGUAGAAAGUUGAUGGAAGUUCCUGUAAAUGGUAGCUAGUAUAUUGCUACGGAGUCGCAAGAAUAUCAGUCAGAACUCCAAUUGGCAAAUAAGUCUUGUCCGCACCCAAGGAAAGGGCAGGCACGAAUUCCUGUAUCUCUCCAUGCAGAAAUUCACAGCAGUAACAGAGAGUCCAUCACAAGAUAUGUCACAAGUCAAUCUAGCAGAAGAUCACACU